AUGUCGCCAUCAUCGUCUGCAGCAGCUAUACCUUCUCACGUCCGCUCCAGACAGUCCUCGAAUACGACUUCCGCACCUGAUCCGGCCACAAACGUACUAAAGCCUAGACCAUCGUCCAGACCACAGUCUCCAAAUACAUCAUCACCUUCUACAAGGCCUGCACCACAUUACACCGUAUUUAUUCGACUGCCAUUUGUGCGAGGUUCUUUCCAGGAUCCAGCUCCUUCCAACUGGAAUGCCACCAAGGAUAAGCAAUUAUGGAAGCUCAUUUCGAAGGCGUCCUCAAACGAUUUGGACUGGGAGGGUCUGAGCCAUGAUUUCGACGUCGAACUUUCGUUCCUGCUCAUGCAAGCGGCAUGGCUGACAGAAAGGCACAUGGAACGUAUGCGAAAGCAAGUGGGCAGAAUUGGUGGCGUGGCGGCUGGCACGGGCAGUGGCUCUGCAGCAGGCAGUACCGGUGGUGUGAAGAUGGAAAGGACUGGUAGUAGAGGUAUCUCAAAUUUCCAAAAUAAAGCUUCAGUUCAGGCUAAGAGGUGCGCAGAUUCCAAAAUGCCCUCAGGAUCCAUCACAACCACAGUGCGGCGUGGCAGCUCCUCUCAUCCUUCGGCAAUAGAGACGGGAGGUCUACCAGUAUCCGCAACGCCAACUUCUGGACAUCCACCAAUAUCACGAACGCCUUCUUCAGCUACCGUCACGCAGAGUAAGAUUUCUGGCUCGACAGCGAAGCAGCAACCACUUCGCGAGCGAGCACUGCGCGGAUCAUCUGGCUCUGCGCGUAGGCCAACCAAGGUCUCACCGUCAACACCGAGCUCCCCCAGGAAUGACUAUUAUGAAGACGCUAUUGAGCAUGAAGAGCCGUCAGAAUCGGAUUCCGAGGAGGAGCCAUCGACAUUGUCAAGGAGCCAAGCUUUCCGCCGACCUCUUUUGGCCAAGAAGGCGAAGCCGUCUCUAGCCCCUCUCUCCUCUGAUGGGGACGAAGAAGCUGACGAUGAUGAUGACAGCAGCCCGGGUGGUUACUUGCCAUUUGCUGGUGCUUCAAAAUCAACUAAAAGGGAAGAUGUGGCAGCCACGAUUCGUGGCUCUCCCAAAGAGACUCCGCAACAACCAGCAGCGCAAAUAGCACCUCGUACCGUAAGACCGCCCGCGCGGACUGCAACGACGACGACAGAAUCUUCCGCAUCAUCGGCAUCUUCUGCUGCAGUCAUCAUGCAUCGCCAGUUGUCCACAGACUCUGACCAGCCUCGCCGUUCGAGCGCAGACAUACCAGCAGGCAGUAGCACUAGUCACCAGCGCCGUGCCUCGGUCGGCUCUAUCGCACAAAGACCGCCUGGACCUCUUUCGCCACGGCAUCGGGCACAGCUGGCAUCGCUCAGCCCACGAUCAAAUAGGAAAGAUGGUUCGGAAGGAAGUCCAAGCAUGGGCUCCUCGUUCUCUGACCUUGAUGACGCGAGUGUAACACAGAGUGCUCUGGAAGAUGCCUUGAUGAGCAAUAUGCGUGCGCAAGGCGGUAGUACCAUGAGUAUGGCUGGAAGAAUGAAGACGAAAGCGAGCAGCUGCCAAAAACGCGAGCAGAUUUCAGCAGUCGCAUCGAUCCUCCGAAUCCAUGCAUGA
Molecule: messenger RNA, 1611 nt
Organism: Pseudocercospora fijiensis CIRAD86
Lineage: Eukaryota; Fungi; Ascomycota; Dothideomycetes; Mycosphaerellales; Mycosphaerellaceae
Exons: 3
Coding region: 1-1611 (536 amino acids)
Biological process (GO): autophagosome assembly
Cellular component (GO): phagophore assembly site
Source: RefSeq, a predicted model, not a curated record